This is a messenger RNA of Prorocentrum cordatum, 2232 nucleotides long. NCBI's taxonomy places the organism in Eukaryota, Dinophyceae, Prorocentrales, Prorocentraceae. The record is from the annotation of a GenBank genome assembly.
AUGGCGAGCGCCCCUGCUGCUCAGGUGCAGUCGCUGGGGCAGGUUGCGUACGAUGCCGAGGGAGACGGCAAGCUCACCUUUGAGGAGGCGUCGUUGAUGGUCAGCGGUAGCAAGUUAGACUACCACCCCUCGAAGUGCGUCAAGAAAGACAGGUUGGCUUUCGCUGGUGACCAUUCUAUCUUCGACCUUCCUCUGCUACCGAUCGCGAAUUCGAGUACCGCGAAGUUGGUCGCUUCCGCCGACAUGGCAUCCCACUACGAGGGCCCGAUUGACUUCGACAAGGUACACAAGUUGUGCGCACAGGGUAGGUUCAAGGACUUGCAGGAGCCGCUGUCGCUCAAGCAGGAGCCCGCCGUCCCGCACGCGAUGCAGAUCUUCAUCGUUCGCCAGAAGCCAGAGGACAGCGUGUGUUCGGCAUACCGCAUCCUCAAGGUUGUUUCUUUCGAUAAAAACAGAGUCGAUUCUGCGACCAUCCUCAAGUGUGCUCGCGGAGAGGCCCACAAAAUCGACUACGGCAAAAACUUUCGGGCGGGGUCGAUUGCGUUCCAGUUCAUGCCGGAGAAGCUCGAGGGCCAUCAAAUACGGUACUUCACGAUCAAGCCGCAGCACGAGCGGAAGCAGCCGCUAGAAGAGGACGAGCACGCGCAGGGUUACACGUUCAUCCGUGAACACGGCCCCCGCAGCAAUAACAACAGGGAGGGUUCGAAGAUAUUCGGAUGGCCUGCGCCCAAGGUGGAGACUGCGCUGCGCAAUUACCAGAAGGGCAGGACGAAUGCCAAACCGAUCUCGCGCUGGAGUUUGACGCUGAAGGACUUCUCCGGCUGGUUCCUCAAUGGCGCCCUCCGCCUGAUGAUUGGCACGCUCCACAUGCACGGGGCGCUGUGGGUCGGGAAGUCCAGAGUUGGCAAGAGCAACGGCUCGAAGACGCUUGCUUGGGUUCAUUCGGCGUGCAGCAUACAGAAGAAGGGCACCGCCGAUGAGAUCGCUUUCCUGACGGUGAAGCAUAUGGAUUUCUUCAAGGGCGAGCCGACGACGGAGAUCCUCCCUGGCAUUUUCGACGACGGCCUGCUUCAGAAGGUUCGGUGGCCUGGCGUGGCCCACGCCAUUGCCGCCCGCGGCUUCCAGGGAGACUGCGUGGAAGUCGCGGUGGCGUUGGUGAUCGGGCGAACGCUUGGCCGCUUGAAGGCACCCGCUGAUGUGCUCAAGGCUUUCUUGAACCCCAAGGAAGAGGACGCUCUGCUGUGGGCUCGGUGGGGCGGCUGCGCUUUCGAGCAAGGGUCGCGCAGACAGGCCGUCGCGAACCCCUACGACCGCGACGCGGAGAAGGCGGCGCUGGAUGCCGCGACGCUAAACAAGUACGGCCUCGACCUGCUCAAGCGUAUCAUCGCGCCGUCUCUGGAAGAUGUCAGGACAGAGGAUGACUUCAACGUCAUCCUCGCCAGGGCGCACGUCAUCGCGGUGACGGACCUCGGCGUGCAUUGGCGCGUGGCAUCCGCCAACCUGCAGGAUGGUGCAGAGUUCAUGCCGUGGCCCAACCCCAGGAGCCCCGACCUCUUCGUCAGCGAAGUGCGGGACACGACGUCGCCAGCCAUCCGCCCGCUCCCCUCAGACUACGCCGAAAAGAUGGCUUGGUCGAUUGGGUACAUGAGCAAUGUGGUCGCGGGCCUUGACGUGCCCACUAUUGCGACUGUCCAUGUUGCUCCUAUCUUCGGCGAUGGCCCUGCGCGCGUUGUCUCCGCUGUCGGCAACGUUUCAGGGUUCGUUCCAGGCGCGGCCAGCGCUCCGCCAGCCGCCGCGGCCGCUUCGGCGUUUUCCCAGCCGCCAGCCGAGUUGUCCCAGGAGGAGGACGUGUUCGGCUUCGGCGGCGGAAUGGACGAACCGCCAGAAGACAGCUCGCGCGCCGCCAGCUCCGCGCAGCCCAACAUCGUUGGGCGUUGCGGCGAGCUCACCAAGGAGGACCAGGGCGAGCAGCUCGCGAUUUUCAAGAGCCUCGCCAAGGCAAGCCACGGUGCGUUCGAGGACUUGUCCUCGCCUCCGCCAGUGAAGAGGGCGGCUCAUGAUGGGCUGCGGUGGUCCCAGAGGGCGAUCGUCGCUUCCAUUGCCGCCUCGGCCCACGGUGAAACGAUCGACGUCGAGGAUGACGACGGUCUGUCGGCAGAGCUCGCGCGCGUGCUUGACGAGGGGGGGCCGCCCUCUGAGUCGGCGACGGCACGCCGCAGCGAGGCUGACUGA